This is a messenger RNA of Aspergillus mulundensis, 216 nucleotides long. RefSeq lists its product as uncharacterized. The transcript is spliced from 2 exons. Bases 1 to 216 code for a protein of 71 amino acids. NCBI's taxonomy places the organism in Eukaryota, Fungi, Ascomycota, Eurotiomycetes, Eurotiales, Aspergillaceae. The record is from RefSeq and is a predicted model, not a curated record.
AUGUCAUUCAACCGCAUUCUCAAGAAGAUUCCCAUUGGAAGCAUCGCCAAAAACGGACAAGAGAUAACACUCUCGGUGGCCACUCAAACUUCCGAUUGGCUCAGGCCUGAGUCUAUCGCGAUCCAGCAAGGCCCGGGCUUCGCGAAAGCCGUCGAGGCCCCCAAACAUCUAGUGCCAUCAGGAACAAAGGAGAGAAACUCGGCAUACGAGCGAUAA